GGAGUACGUUGUGGUUGUGGGGUUGGGGAGCCUGGCGUGUCUGUGACACAGCUAUACUAAGACAUCAACCACAACAUCAAUGCAUUGGAUUCACUUUAAGAACACACAAACACUUUCAUUCCUUUGAAAGAUGGACUCUCAGACCAAAACAGGGAAGGUUUACCUCCAACCACACAAAGCUGGCAAAAGAUGGAAGCCAGUGUGGAUGUCUCUGUUUCCCUGCAGUAGCAGUGGAGUGGGUCGACUGGAGAUCCAGGAUAUGGGAGGUGGCGGUGCUGGAGGUGAUCAUGGUACUGGGGUCAGGAAACACCACCAGUCUCAUGAGGACAGGAAGCUAAAGGUGGUCCGACUGUCUGAGCUGAUCAGUGUCCUCAGACUCCCCCCAAAUGCUGAGGCCUGUCCCAUGGAGAACAUGUCAGCAUUUUGUGUGGAGACACAGGACAGAACGAUGGUAUUUGCUGCACUCAAAGACGACUGUGUGGAGUGGGUAGAAAAACUGUGUCACAGCACGUUUCAGAGAGGUGGUGGCUCAGGCUCUAAUCAACCUCAUAUGGAAGAGAACCAGAUAUAUGCCUCAGCAGAUGAAGCCUCAGAGUUCUGGGUGGUGGUUCAGAGGAAUGAUGCAGCGACACGUUGUGGCCUGCAGGGGUCAUACUGGCUGCAGGUGGGGCGAGAGGCACUGCUGCUGAGAGAAACACAGAAGAACAUUGUUAGAGAAUGGCCGUAUGAACUGUUGAGACGAUAUGGAAAAGAUAAGCUGGCCUUAACCAUUGAAGCAGGUAGACGCUGUGACUCUGGUCCUGGAACAUUCACCUUUGAGACACAGCAGGCUGAGAAAAUAUUCUCCCUGAUUCAGAGUACCAUCAAACGGAAGACUUCAACUGUUUCUCUAGGCAACCAAAACCAAGAGGGUGAGAAAGUUAUUGUGGCCAACAUACAAGCUCAUUCCCCUCUCCCCAAAAUACCUGAUAUGAAAUCUGCUGCUUUAGAAGAGAGUGUACAUGCUCAAGAAGAUUUGGUUGGUUCAUCAGAGUGUGUAUCACCGCAGCCAGCUCCUAUCACCCUCAUGCCUCUCCCACUGGUCCCCACACAUGACAGCCACUCUGGAGGUCAUCUUAGUUGCCAAUCAGAAGCUGUAUAUGCUGACCCAGCUGAUUGCAUCAAAUCUGUACCAAAACCGCAACCAACCAUGGCUCUGUAUGUAGACCCUGCUAGUGUUCUCCCGCUCAAACCCCCCAGUUCAAGAGAAUCUGUCACUCCCCCUCCUAACUCCUCUGCUCUACAUCCUUGCUUUAACGUUGAUCAUCCAGAUUCAGUUUACUCAGAGGUGUAUGACAAAAUCAGUCCAAUCCAGAAUAAACAAACUUUCACUCAGAGCAAGGGAAAAACUAAAUGUUUUGCAGAUGAUGAACCCAUUUAUAGUGAGCCCAUGAGCAAGGAGGAAGUGUCUUGUAAAAAUGAAAGCAAACCAGACCCAUUUGCCCACCUUUAUGCUCAAGUCUGCAGAACACCACCAUCAUCUAGUCCUUCAUCCUCUAAGACCAUCCCUUCCUGCUCUGCUUCCUCAUCCUCUGUUACUGCCAGUAUAAGCACAACAAAAGCCACAGACCAGUCUCUUGAUGACGUCGUCUACGAAAACCUGGGCGUCAUUUAAUUCAAGUUAUCAAGUGUAAUACUAAAAGGCCUAGAUCACAGAGCCUGACAUAUCUGUUGACAAUGACUGCUAGAGACUGUUGGAGUUUGUUGAGAAACACCACAUGGUUAGCAGUUCUGCAUGGAUGCGCGUUUUGUUGUGUAUAUCUGUAUACAAACUAUUGUUUUUUUCUGUAGAAAAUGGGGUUGUCCACUGGCUAUUCAAAAAUAUGCUAGUUGCGAACUAAGUAAAACUUGUAACAGAUAUUAUAAUUGGCUCACUGAACUAUCAUUUCCCAGAGAGCCAAAUUUCUAAGUUAAAAGAGUAUUAAAAAAGGAUUAAAACUGA
Molecule: messenger RNA, 1981 nt
Organism: Siniperca chuatsi (mandarin fish)
Lineage: Eukaryota; Metazoa; Chordata; Actinopteri; Centrarchiformes; Sinipercidae
Gene: dok1a
Product: docking protein 1a
Exons: 8
Coding region: 131-1654 (507 amino acids)
Biological process (GO): cell surface receptor protein tyrosine kinase signaling pathway; positive regulation of MAPK cascade
Cellular component (GO): cytoplasm
Source: RefSeq, a predicted model, not a curated record